Molecule: messenger RNA, 4450 nt
Organism: Teleopsis dalmanni
Lineage: Eukaryota; Metazoa; Arthropoda; Insecta; Diptera; Diopsidae
Exons: 1
Molecular function (GO): nucleic acid binding; zinc ion binding
Source: RefSeq, a predicted model, not a curated record
AUGGUCAACAGGCAAGUUGAACAACCAUCUACAUACUAUUCUAUAAAGGCAGCCAGUCUUGAAGGAUAUAUGGUCGAUUUAACGGCAAAUAACACAACGUUAUGGGAAGCUACCGACGAAAGCAUCAUUGAGGACUACACACUGGAAAUGUUUUAUGAACUCGAGGAAAAGGCAGGAGCUGCCAUGAUCGAACUACAGCAACAUUUGCAUAAUAAUCAGACAAUUCGCAACUCAAGACAGACAGAUUGCAAAUUGCCUCUACCAAGAAUAUCACUACCAAAAUUUGAUGGAAACUAUAUGCGGUGGGUGGAAUUCAAGGACUUGUAUAUGGAAUUGGUCCACAACACGGACAUCAGUGACAGCAAAAAAAUGCAUUAUCUGACUACAUCAUUGGAUAACGAGCCAAAGGGGCUAAUUAGACAUCUUCCAGUAGUAGGAGAAAAUUACAAUAUAGCCUGGACUUUACUUACAAGUCGUUAUGAAAAUAAACGACUUCUGGUUACAACACUCCUAAAUAAAUUAAUGGGACAAUCCUCCAUUAAAAGGGAGUCGGCACCAGCAUUAAAAUCUCUACACGAUGUAAGCAAGGAAUGCAUACAUGGUCUCAAGGCUCAAGGAGUUCCAGUCGAACAUUGGGAUAUUAUCCUGGUACAUCUAUUGCUGCGCAAGCUGGAUGCAGAAACUCUAACAGCUUUCGAACAAGGGCUAACAGACAACAAACGUUUAAUAACCAUUGAUGAAUUGCUAAAAUUUUUGGAACAUAGAUUUCAAUCACUUGAGGCUAGGGGAAAAGGAGAUUCAUCAUUCACUCGAACAUGUGCUUCAGCUACAAAAUUUGGUUUAAGUAAAACCUGUCCAAUUUGCAAUAAAGACGGUCACAUGGUCUAUGCUUGCAAAAAAUUCGAGACGGCUAAUCUAUCACAACGUUGGAAUUGGGUUAAAGAGUUCAAUUUGUGUGUGAACUGCCUCAGGAUUGGACAUCGAGCUGAUGAGUGUAAUUCAAGGCACUGCACUAAGUGUUCUAAAAAACAUAACACUUUGAUGCAUAAUCCAAAGGGGAAUCAAUACACAAAAGGUACUGUUCUUCAAGGAAAUAACUCGACGCCUCAACAAACAGGUCAAGCUUCAGUUUCAAACCAAUCAUCAAAUAAAAUAACUCUUUUAACAAACAAUACCAGACAGGAAUCUAAUUAUGUCUUAUUAGGGACGGCCAGAAUAAGAUUGCUGGCAUCAAAUGGAAGACAAAUUGAAUGCAGAGCAGUAUUGGACUCUGGCUCUCAAAUCAAUCUCAUAACAAACCGCCUGUCACAAAAAUUGGGCUGCAAGCCUAGGCCAACGCUUAUGAGUAUGGAAGGCGUAGGAGCAAAUGAAUCAAAAAUACGUCAUCAAACAAUAAUUCGAGUACAAUCAACGUUGAACGAAUUUGUAGCAGAGAUGGAUGCACAUAUCAUACCAAAAAUCGUUUCAGAUCAGCCAAUGCAGUAUUUGAAUAUCGAAUCCUGGGAUAUUCCAAAGGAAUUAACUCUCGCUGAUCCAGAUUUUAACAAACCUGGCCGAAUAGAUUGCCUGUUAGGAGCAGAGAUCUUUUUCAAGUUACUUAUUGAAGGUCAAAUAAAACUAGCAGGUAGUCUUCCAACACUUCAGAAUUCUAUUUUUGGAUGGGUUGUAGCUGGCAAUGUUGAAACUUUAAAUUCAAGCACGGCAACUUGUGGCAUAUGCACUACUAAGGAACUAGAAGAAUCUAUAUUGAAAUUCUGGGAAUCAGAAGAAAUUCCAGAUUCAACUUCGGAACUCACAGAAGACGAAUUGCGUUGUGAGUCACAUUUUUUGCAACACACUUUUCGAGGAAGUGAUGGCAGAUUUGUUGUAAAACUCCCACUAAAGAAUCAUCCAUCAGUGUUACCAGAUACAAAAGGAAUCGCUUACGAGAGGUUCAAGACAAUCGAGCGCCGUUUCAUUCAAAAUCCUGAUCUAAAGAAUCAAUAUGUUUCAUUUAUGAGGGAAUAUGAAGCAUUGGGACACAUGACAAAAUUCAGCGGUAGCGAAAUAAUAUCUCCCCAAUAUUUCAUCCCUCACCACUGUGUGCUACGUCCAGACAGCUCAACAUCAAAACUGCGAGUUGUAUUUGACGCAUCAGUACACAAAUUAUCAGAGCCAUCACUAAAUGACAUAAUGUUUAAUGGUCCAAAAGUUCAAGACGAACUGUUUUCGAUUUUGCUCAGAUUUAGAAUGCACAAAUAUGUUUUAAAAACUGAUGUGGAAAAAAUGUACCGUCAAAUAUGGGUUAACAAAGAUGAUCGAAAUCUGCAACUCAUAAUGUGGCGAGAAAAUCCCACAGAACCACUUAAUUAUUAUCAGUUGAACACAGUUACUUAUGGCACAAGAGCAGCACCAUAUUUAGCAACACGCUGUCUAACAAAAUUGGCGGAUGAAUAUCAAGGAAAUUAUUUAUAUGGCGCCACAUCUUUAAAAAAGGAUUUUUAUGUUGACGACGGUCUAAUAGGAGCUGAUACCAUCAACGAAGCGUUACUAAUUCAACAACAAUUAAUAACAAUUCUAGACAAGGCUGGAAUGAAACUAAAAAAAUGGUGUGCAAACAACCCAAAACUUUUACAUGGAAUCGCUACAGAAGAUCAAGAAGUAAAUCUCAAUUUUGAUUCCAAGGAAACCCAAUUCACAAAGACGCUGGGUCUUUUAUGGUUACCAAAGUCAGAUUCAUUUCGUAUCAAGGUUAACAGUCGAGACCAUAGUCACACAACAAAACGAUCUAUGAGCUCCGAUUUGGCACACAUAUAUGACCCUUUGGGUCUUAUUGGUCCAAUCUUGGUCACCGGUAAAAUCUUGUUGCAAGGAGCAUGGCAGCUAAAACUCGAUUGGGAUGAUGAUCUUCCGUCAGAAAUACGUAAACAAUGGACAUCGUAUAGAGAAGAUCUGGCCUUGUUGGACAAUGCAACAGUUGUGAGGCACGUAUUCAGCAGUCAAGGCUACAGCCAUGUUGAGCUGCACGCUUUUUGUGACGCCUCAGAAAAGGCUUAUGGUGCAGCAGUAUACAUUAGAACAGUACAAAAGGAUAAAACGAUAAAACUUAAUCUACUAUGCUCCAGAUCUCGUGUAGCACCCAUAAAAUCUCAAACAAUUCCACGACUAGAAUUGUGUGCAGCGUUGCUAGCAGCAGAACUCAUGGCAAGAGUUAAACUUGAUUUAGGCUAUCAAGACAAAGCAACUUACUUUUGGACAGAUUCACAAAUUGUGCUUUCCUGGAUAAACAAUCAUCCAGGCAAAUUACCCGUUUACGUCGCCCACCGAAUUGUAAAAAUCCUUCGGUUAACAAUUCCAGAACAAUGGCGUCACGUCCCGUCAAAACAAAAUCCGGCAGAUAUUCUGUCAAGAGGGCUUAAACCGCGGGAAUUUUCAUCUUGCUACAUGUGGUUAUAUGGUCCACUAUUUUUAUAUCAGCCAAAGCCGCUGUGGCCAGCUCCCUUCAAAAGGGAAUUAAUUGUUGAAGAUAACACGGUGGUGCUUGCUUUAUCAGCACAACAACCUACUAAUGAGCAUGCAUGGGUCUAUUCGAUUCAUUCAAGAAAUUUAUUUACACAUGUCCAAAAGGUUGUUGGAUAUGUACUUCGUUUCACAAAAAACGCACGGAAACCAAAAGAAUCAAGACCAGAGACCAUGCAGCUUUCACCGAUGGAGCUCGACGUAGCACUUAAGAUAAUAAUACGUCAAAUCCAGGCCUCCGAUUUUUCUGAUCUAAGGAAAAUGCUAGUUAAGGACGAAUUUGUGCCAAAAACUCAUAACCUCAGUUCACUAACUCCGUUCGUAGAUGAAGAAGGGGUAAUACGUGUUGGCGGACGGCUAAGCUCUUCAAAACUACAAUUUGAUGCCAUUCAUCAAAUGAUUUUACCCAGCAACGAUCCACUAGUAAAGUUGCUGGUAGAAGAAAUACAUAAGGACAAUUAUCAUUGUGGCGCCCAAGCAUUGCUGGCACAAGUGAGGCAGCGUUUUUGGCCCCUCAAAGGAAAAAGCUUGAUGAGAGCUGUAAUACAACAAUGCUUAAGAUGCAGAAGAGCAAGGCCAAUUGUGUACAAUCAAAUCAUGGGAAAUUUGCCUGGACACCGUGUGCAACCAGCUCGACCAUUUCUCAGCACUGGAGUUGAUUAUUGUGGCCCAAUAUGGGUUCAUUACAAAACAAGAGGCAAGCGUCCACAAAAGGCGUAUAUCGCUGUCUUUUGCUGUUUUGCAACCAAGGCCGUACACUUAGAACUUGUGACUGAUCUGACCACAGAUGCAUUCAUUGGAGCAUUAAAACGCUUCAUAGCAAGACGAGGACGCUGUAAAACGUUAUACUGCGACAAUGCGACCAAUUUCGUUGGAGCGAAAAACAAGUUGCAGGAACUUACUGACGUCAUCUACGCUGAUCGAGCGAAGGAAUCAAUUGCAGGAAUGUGCA